This is a messenger RNA of Culex quinquefasciatus (southern house mosquito), 1467 nucleotides long. RefSeq names its product forkhead box protein I2. Bases 57 to 1430 code for a protein of 457 amino acids. The transcript is spliced from 3 exons. Gene Ontology annotation, molecular function: DNA-binding transcription factor activity, RNA polymerase II-specific; RNA polymerase II cis-regulatory region sequence-specific DNA binding. Lineage: Eukaryota; Metazoa; Arthropoda; Insecta; Diptera; Culicidae. The record is from RefSeq and is a predicted model, not a curated record. Gene Ontology annotation, biological process: anatomical structure morphogenesis; regulation of transcription by RNA polymerase II; cell differentiation.
GAACAUUUCAACAGAACUGGCAAUACUUUUGUGAAUAGUGGAAAAUUAGCUGGAAAAUGCUACCCUACUCGUCGUACGCGGCAGCGCUGGAUCAGAUUCACAGCAUCAACCAGGAGUUGAGCCUGUUGGGGAGUUCCGGCGGUCGGUACUUUCCGUUGGACGUCGGUGUUGGUGGGUUUGUUGGGCCGCAGCCGGGGGGAUAUCUGGGCCUGAAUCAGUGGUCGUUGCCGUUUUCGUUCCUGAAGGCUGCCCACAGGCCGGAAAAGCCACCUUUUUCGUACAUUGCGUUGAUCGCGAUGGCCAUCAGCAGUGCGCCGAAGCAACGGUUGACGCUAAGCGGGAUCUACAAGUACAUCAUGGACAACUUCCCGUACUACCGCGAAAACAAGCAAGGCUGGCAGAACUCGAUUCGGCACAAUCUAUCCCUGAACGAUUGUUUCGUCAAAGUUCCACGUGACAAGUCGUCCCCAUCGCGGUCCGGAUCUUCGUCCGGUAGGACCUCCACCGAGGGAGCAGAACUCAGUGAUGGCGGUGGAAGCAACGGUUCUAGUGGUGCUGCUGGUGGUGGCAAAGGCAGCUACUGGAUGUUGGACCCGUCGGCAAACGACAUGUUCGAGCAGGGAAAUUACCGCCGGCGAAGGACGCGCCGCCAGCGGAGCGCCAAAAUGAUCCUCAACGGGCACUUUCAUCAGUCCGCGCCACCCCCACCGCCCUUCGGAAUGGCCUUCCCCCCGACGUCGGUGGCCGCAGCAGCCGCGGCGGCGGCCCUCGCGACUGCAGAAUUUAUUAAAACAACGUCCCAGGCCACCGGCGGCAGUUCCAUCAGCUCCAACUCCAGCGGCAUUCCGGACGAUUUUCAUCAUCUGAUAGGCGGCCACAAUUUGGACGGCGUCGUAUCAAACUGCUAUCACUCGAUGUCGCUGCUGCCGUCGUUCCCCGCGGCCAGUUCCGGCCAACGGACGACUUCAUUACCUGGGCACCGUCCUGGCCAAGUGCCGCUGUCACCGUGUCCGUCGACGAGCUCUUCACCGGCGGAGCAGUUCGAAGCUUCAGGUGGUCCGCCAAUUUUGGCAAAUGGAAUCGUAAAACGAGAUUUUGAUGAAGCCACCGAUAGUGGCGCCCCCGGUGAAGGUGCCCUAACGGGCCUUCCGGGAGUUGGCAUUGGCCACCAGGCCACUGCUGCGGUGGCUGAUAAUUAUUUAGAUAAUUUUCAAUCGAAUUUUCCCUCGCUGGACGCGUUUCUUGGUGAGCUGAACGCGGUGCAGAGUGGCGCCACGAGUCAGGCAGAUCUGCAGCGUGAUGGAAGUGGUAUCAACGCCACGGGAAGUACUUGCCUGCGGGUUCCAGCAGGUGGUUUUCGGUCGAGCAAGAGUGCUACUGGCGGUUUAAGGUCGAGCAGUUUUACGAUCGAGAGUAUUAUGCGAAAGUAGUGGUGUAAGUUGGGUUCAUUGGGGAGUGCAUUUUUAA